AUGAAUAGAACCGAAAGAAGAAAAAGUAUGGCAGAACGAAGACCAAGUACUACAUAUACUCCUAAUGUUAUACCACAAUUGGCUGGAUUAGAAAAACCUCAAAAUCAAUAUUUGGAAAUUGAUAAUUGUGAUGUUUUAAUUUUAGGUACUGGAUUACAAGAAAGUAUAUUAGCAUCAAUCUUAGCAUGGCAAGGAUCUCAAGUUUUACAUAUAGAUAAAAAUAAUUAUUAUGGAGAUCUGAGUUGUACUUUAACUAUAGAACAAAGUAAAAAAUGGAGUAAUGAAGUUAAUCAAGGUAAAAUACCUCAUUUUCAAGAAGCAAAAUUUGAAGUAUUCCCUGGUGGAAAUAAUCAAGGUUUUAAUUCUAAAGAUUUCGGUAUUGAUUUAACUCCAAAAAUUAUGUUUUGUCAAUCUGAUUUAUUAACUUUUUUAAUUAAAUCUCGCGUUUAUAGAUAUUUGGAAUUUCAAAGUUUAUCAAAUUUUCAUGUAUUUGAAAAUGAUGAUUUUCUACAAAAGAUAAAUUCGACUACAAAACAAGAUAUUUUUAUAGAUAAAAGUUUGAGUUUAAUGACAAAGAGAAAUCUAAUGAAAUUUUUAAAAUUUGUAUUAAUUGAAUCAAACGAAACUUAUAAAGAAAAAAUUAAAAAUUGGAUAAAUAAACCAAUUCAAGAAUUUUUGAAAAAUGAAUUUAAAUUAGAAGAUCCUCAAAUUAAUGAAUUGGUUUAUGCAAUUGGAUUAAGUACUAAACAAGAUUUGAAUACAAAAGAAGCAUUAAUUAGAAUUAAACGUUUUCUUUCAUCAUUUGAUAUAUAUGGAAAAUUUCCUUGUAUGGUUUCUAAAUAUGGUGGACCAGGAGAAUUAUCACAAGGAUUUUGUAGAUCUUCAGCAGUUGCCGGUGGAAUUUAUAAAUUAAAUACAAAAUUGGCUGAUUUUGAUCCAGAAUUAAAAAUUGGACAUUUUGAUGAUGGUUCACAUAUAAAGAUUAAUGAAAAAGUUAUUAUUUCAUCGAGUCAAAUACCACAUUUUUUACAAUCUACAUAUAAUCAAAUUACACAUAAUCUUAAAAAAAAUUAUAUAUCAAGAUUAACAGUUAUUGUUAAUUCGUCAUCUAAUAAAUUUAUACAAAAUAAUGAAAGUUCAGCAGUUUUGGUAUUUCCUCCAUUUAGUUUAGAAAUUAAUAAUACCACUACUAUUCAAUGUCUUAUUCAAAAUCAUCAAUCAGAAAUUUGUUCAAAAGGUACUUCAAUUUGGUAUUUUUCAACAACAACAAAUAAAGAUGUUAAAAUUAAUCAAAAAAUUUUACAAUUUGCAUUUGAGAAAAUGUUUAAUAAAGUUAAAAUAGAUGAACCAAAUCUUGAAAUUAUAUAUAAAUUACAAUAUAAUCAAGAAACAUAUAUUGCAAAUAAUUUAUUAAAUGUAUUUAAACCAACAAUUGAAAAUAAUAUUAUUUUGAAAUCAAAUAAUGAAACUAGUCCAUUAAUUUUUACAUCUCCUCCAAGUGGAGAAAUUAGUUAUGAUGGAAUAAUGACUGAUGUUAUAAAUUGUUAUAGUCAAAUUACUGGAGAUGAUAAUAUUGAUUUAGAUUUAGAUAGUUCAGAUGAAGAAGAUAAUAAGGAAAAUGAAAUACAACAAUAUCAACCAAUUGAUGCUGUUACUGGUAUGCCAAGAAAGAAGUCUAGUGUUAGUGGAGGGAUUGUUGGUGGAGGUUCAAGUACUAAUCUUGGAGCUUUAAAUGAGCAUGCUAUAGAAUCAAGUGAUGAAGAUGAAGAUGAAGAUGAAGAGAUGAAUGUUAAUGAUGAUGAUGAUGAUCAACAUCAACCUUUUGGUGUUCAUGAUAUGGAGCUAUGA
Molecule: messenger RNA, 1848 nt
Organism: Insectozyma verbasci
Lineage: Eukaryota; Fungi; Ascomycota; Pichiomycetes; Serinales; Debaryomycetaceae
Source: the annotation of a GenBank genome assembly